Gryllus bimaculatus (two-spotted cricket) is the source of this 666-nucleotide messenger RNA. Lineage: Eukaryota; Metazoa; Arthropoda; Insecta; Orthoptera; Gryllidae. The record is from the annotation of a GenBank genome assembly.
GGACUUGUGAAGGAAUACCUCAAACCGCUCUUCGUGGAGCUUUAUACUGUACCUCCAGAUUUGAACCCGGUUGUCAUCGUCAGCAAGGCAGAAGAGAAACUCGUUGGUCUACUACGAACCAGUGUGCAUGUUCCUGAUAAAAGGCAGAUCUGCAAGCGACGCUGCUUGGAAUGGCUCUUGCCUACGACGGCAUUUAUGGGACCGCUGAAUGACGCCUACCGCUGCCGUUUGAGCUGUUCGUGCCUGAGCUGUUCGUGCCUGAACCGGCAGUCCUUCGCCUCCGUGGUACGUGACACAAGUGCAGACACUGCAUAUCGUGAAUGCGUGUCUAUCAUUAACCAUUGCCAUCAACAGAGCUUGAUGGUGGAGUGCGCAUGAGCGAAAAAAAUCGCGUAUAACGCAGCAGACGGCCCUCGUAACAGAGACCUUAUUCCAGGAGUAGCGCAACGUCCGAUUCUGCGACCAGACUUAUGGAAUGUUUCAAACGAUCAAAUAAUCCAGAUAAAAGCACCAGAAGACGCAGUAUUACGUGGGUACGCCAAUAGCAUAGCAGCAAUCACACAGAGAGAAUUCAGAGGCGUAAAUAAAGUAAUGAGAAUGUGCAAGGAGAAAGAUGAGAAGGGCAAAAUGCACAAAGAAGAAAAGAGUUUUCUUGUAUGUUCUUAA